Molecule: messenger RNA, 963 nt
Organism: Myotis brandtii (Brandt's bat)
Lineage: Eukaryota; Metazoa; Chordata; Mammalia; Chiroptera; Vespertilionidae
Product: A-kinase anchor protein 17A
Exons: 3
Coding region: 43-963 (306 amino acids)
Biological process (GO): regulation of RNA splicing
Cellular component (GO): cytosol; nuclear speck
Molecular function (GO): protein kinase A binding; RNA binding
Source: RefSeq, a predicted model, not a curated record
CUGACCACUUUGUCCAUUUCAGGCCCCAGGUCCCGGGCGGCUAUGGCCGCGGCCACCAUCGUGCACGACACGUCGGAGGCGGUGGAGCUGUGCCCCGCGUACGGCCUCUACCUGAAGCCCAUCACCAAGAUGACCAUCAGCGUGGCCCUCCCGCAGCUGAAGCAGCCGGGCAAGUCCAUCUCCAACUGGGAGGUGAUGGAGCGGCUGAAGGGCAUGGUGCACCACCACCAGUUCUCCACGCUGCGCAUCUCCAAGAGCACCAUGGACUUCAUCCGCUUCGAGGGCGAGGUGGAGAACCGCAGCAUGGUCAGGGCCUUCCUGGCCUGCCUGGACGGCAAGACCAUCAAGCUCAGCGGCUUCUCCGACAUCCUCAAGGUGCGGGCCGCCGAGUUCAAGAUCGACUUCCCCACCCGCCACGACUGGGACUCCUUCUUCCGCGACGCCAAGGACAUGAACGAGACGCUGCCCGGCGAGCGGCCCGACACCAUCCACCUGGAGGGGCUGCCCUGCAAGUGGUUCGCGCGGCGGGAGGCGGGCGCUGAGAAGCCCAGCGAGGACGUGCUGGUCCGCGUGUUCGAGAGGUUCGGGGCGAUCCGCAACGUGGACAUCCCCAUGCUGGACCCCUACCGCGAGGAGAUGACGGGGCGCAACUUCCACACCUUCAGCUUCGGGGGCCACCUGAACUUCGAGGCCUACGUGCAGUACUGCGAGUACGCCGGCUUCAUCCAGGCCAUGAGCGCCCUGCGCGGCAUGAAGCUCAUGUACAAGAGAGGAACCCCGAAGGUCUCCUUCGAUUCGACCAAACACCUGAGCGACGCCUCCAUCAAGAAGCGGCAGCUGGAGCGGCAGAAGCUGCAGGAGCUGGAGCAGCAGCGGGAGGAGCAGAAGCGGCGGGAGAAGGAGGCCGAGGAGCGGCAGCGGGCGGAGGAGAGGUGGGCCGGGGAGGAGAGGCCGGCGCUCUAA